This is a messenger RNA of Kwoniella botswanensis, 1590 nucleotides long. RefSeq lists its product as uncharacterized. Gene Ontology annotation, cellular component: membrane. The coding region runs from base 1 to 1590 and encodes 529 amino acids. Lineage: Eukaryota; Fungi; Basidiomycota; Tremellomycetes; Tremellales; Cryptococcaceae. The transcript has 19 exons. Gene Ontology annotation, molecular function: transmembrane transporter activity. Gene Ontology annotation, biological process: transmembrane transport. The record is from RefSeq and is a predicted model, not a curated record.
AUGGACAAACCUUCAACAGCUUCACGAUUCAGUGAAGAUUCGAACGCGAACCCGGACGUCCAUCGACCCGAACUCAAACCUCGUGAUUCGAGGUUUCACGAGCAUAUCGAUAAUACAGUACCUAACUCACCUGCUCAACCGGAGUAUAACAAUGGUCAAGAGAAAAAGUAUGGAGACGAAGAAGGUCUAGCUCUAGGAAGUGAGAGGAGAAGAGUUGUGGAGAAAAGACUGAAAAUGAAAAACUACAUCGAUCGAAACAAUGCCGCCGCUGCCAGGCUUAAGGGAUUCGAAGCGGAUCUCAACUUGACAGAUACUGAAUUCCAAACUCUCCUAUCGAUUCUCUAUGUCGGAUAUAUCUUAUUCCAAGUCCCAUCAAACAUGUUACUGAACCGUAUCGGCAGACCAUCAUUGUAUCUCCCAGCAGCUAUGGUAGUGUGGGGGAUGAUAAGUGUCUUGACCGGUAUCACCAAGAACUUUGUCGGUGCUCUUCUCACCCGUCUUUUCCUGGGAAUGGUUGAAGCGGCGUUUCUACCUGGGGCCUUGUUCAUUUUGAGUAAAUGGUACAAGAAAGAUGAACUGUCUUUACGAUACACCCUUCUCUACUGUGGUAACUUGAUCUCGAACGCAUUCGGUUCACUCAUCGCUGCGGGUGUGUUGGCAAACAUGGACGGUAAAUUGGGACAUGCAGCUUGGAGAUGGUUAUUCUACAUCGAAGGUGCUUUGACAAUGUUCUUCGCUCUGGUGGCAAUCCCCAUGUUACCUGAUUUCCCCCAUAAUACCAAGAGGGGCUUCACCACUGAGGAGAUCAGGGUAGCCCAAUUGAGGAUGCUAGAAGAUGUAGGUGAGCUCGAUCAGGACUCUCAUGAAGAGAAAUGGUACAGCGGUUUCAUCAUGGCUCUGAGUGACUGGAAGAUCUAUAUCUUGAUGUUGAGUCUUACCGCUUGUGUGACCGGUUUAUCGUUCAAUAUCUAUUUCCCCACCUUGACCAAAACCUUGGGUUACGGUACGACCGAGACUCUUUUAUUGGCCGCACCACCUUGGGUGUUCUCCUGUAUUCUGGCCCUGCUGAAUUCUUGGCACUCUGAUCGUACUCAAGAGAAGUUCUGGCAUUCAACUUGGCCAUUAUUGAUGGGUAUAAUGGGCUUCAUCAUUUCAAUGGCUACUAAACCAACAAACAAGGCUGGAAGAUACGUAGCGCUGUUCUUCCAGGCUGGUUCCUACGCUGGAUAUAUCAUCAUGUACACCUGGAUGAGCAGUUCUUUCCCUCGUCCACCGGCCAAAAGAGCUGUAGCUCUUGCUUUCAUGAAUGCGUUGUCGCAAACCGGUAACAUCGCAGGAAGUUAUGUUUGGCCUGCAAAAUACGGACCUACCUACGUCAAAUCCUAUGGUGUCGUACUAGCGAUGUUUGUAGCUACAAUCUUGCUCAAUAUAUGGUUCCGACAAAUCCUCGUUUCGGCCAACAGGAGAUUGGAAGAAGGCGAAAGAGCAUUCAACGAGCAUGGCGAUACUCUUGAACAAGCUGCUAAACUCGAGAGCACGACUGUUAAGGAUGCCCAGCAGAUGCAAAAAGGAUUCAGGUUCUUGAUCUAA